Molecule: messenger RNA, 356 nt
Organism: Closterium sp. Naga37s-1
Lineage: Eukaryota; Viridiplantae; Streptophyta; Zygnematophyceae; Desmidiales; Closteriaceae
Source: the annotation of a GenBank genome assembly
AUGUUUCCGCCCAUAAUCUCCGGCGAUGCGGAAGCGGGUCAAUUCCACCCAGACAACACGGGCGCGGCUCUGGCUUCCGGCGCAGGGGUAGCCCUCGGCGGGGGAGGGGGAAUGGGGGGAAUGGGGGGAAUUGCGGAAAUUGGGGGAAUCGGGGGAGCGAUGCGGGCGGCGGGCGGGGACGACGAGAUGGCGCGCGCGAUGGAGAGCCUGAUUCCCGCGCUGUGGCAGUCGUUCGCGGUGAUCCUCAUCGGAUACGCGUGUGUGAAGCUUGAAGUGGUGAAGCCGCAGCACAAGCAAGUACGGCGCCUCCUCUCCUCUGCUCCCCUUACCGCUCCGCCCAUCCGCUCCAUGCCCUA